AUGUACAAAGAAAUCGAAGACCUCUUGAAAGAUGCAAUGAAGAUCCAGUCAACCCCUCCUCCAGUCACUGAAGAAGAAUCUCUGAGCAACGACGACAAAGACCCAUUACAAGGGAUUGAGGAGGGUUUGGAGAUGGUCAACAGUAUAUUAAAAUAACACAUUAGAAAAUAACUUUGACUCUUCUUCCUUCACAGCAUCAAGGAAGAGUGAUAUUGCUCAAUAUCUGAACUUCCAGUCUCAGUCAAACCUCAAUUUUGAAUCACCAGUGCAACAGAAGAAUUCCGAGGAUGAUGGCAACUUUGUAAUUUCUGAGCAAGACACUAAUCCCAAGAAGCCUUCUCCAGGGAUUCAUGUUGUAGAUGAAAUGCAAAACGACUUGAAUGCAUUUCUUACUGAAAGCCGAGAAGACAUGUUUGAAGAUAGCUCAUCACAACUCAUGGAGUCUCCAGUCCUCAAGCCUUUAAAUACAGAAGCUAAGGAUAAGAUCUCGACUGCAGAAAAAGAAGACCUUGAAGACAUAGGCAUCGAGCCAGUUAUGUUCACACCUAAUAAAGAUAGCGAUGAUUGCCAAGUCUCAGAGAAAGAGAACGUGGACCUGCUAACACCAAUUCAAGAGGUUUUGCCUGUCCAAAAAACACCUUUGGAAAACUCGUCAGCAAAGGAAAUUUCGAGUGAUAAAAUGCAGAAAAAUAAGUAUAUCCCUGUUGAGCAAAGACUUUUGCAGACACUCAAGAAAGAAAAUGACACCAAGAGACAACUCAUUGAAGAGAUCAAGCAGCAUGAGCUCAGUGAGCUUCAGGAAAAACCGAGCAUUAAUAAAAAUACCGAACAAAUAUUGUCAAAGAAGAGCUAUAGCCCAUUGGAAAGCUCAAAAUCAGCUAAAUCAAUAGAAGACAGACUUUUGGAGAGGCACCAGCUCAACCAGAAGAUUAGAGAGCUACGUAUAAAGAAGGAAGAGGAACAGAUCAAGACAAUGGCUGUCCCUACCAUUAACAAUAGCAUCCGUGUAGAGGAUAAGAGUCCUAAGGGUAACAUCCAAACGUUCAUUAGCAAAAAGUUGGAUCAGUAUGUCAAGAAAGUAGAAUAUUCGAAGCUAGACCUUCAAGAGAAAUAUAAAGAUAAGGACUGAACCUUUGCUCCAAAGAUCAACAAAAAUCCUAAGGCAACAGAGAAUAUUGUAGUCCUAGAGGACCAAACCUACGGAGGUAGGAAGGGCAAGAGGCUUAAUAGGCAGAAAUAUCUGACUAAGAAAAAGCCUGAAGAAGAUCCUUGCACCUUCGCACCAGCAGUAGAUGGUAAUAGCCGGAGGAUCUUUGAACAAAUCAAAGAACGCCAAAUUAAUGAUACUGAUGUCUUUGAAAGAUUGAACACAAAGAAGCACAUUCUUCGUUCAAAAACUCCUAGCAAGAUUCCAGAGGAGGAAGAAUGAAGCUUUCAGCCAAGAAUUAAUGAAAUUAGUGGCUAUCUCGCCAAAAAGAAUAAUAUUGAUGAAAAGCCCCCUGUUUGGGAACAACUCUACAAGCUAAAUAGUGAGCGAAAGCAAGUUUUAGAACAGAAACGCCUGAAGAAGGAGCAGGAAAUGAACCAGAAAGAUAUAAACUGCACAUUCAAGCCAAAACUUGUAUCUGACUACCACUUCAGAGAUCAGAGGAUGAAUGUCUAUGAGCGUUCACUGCAAUACAACCGUAAUGAGCAAAAAAUAGAGGAGAUGAAGCGGAAAAAACUUGAACGAGAAGAGAAAGAGCUUUCUGAGUGUACCUUUAGACCCCGUAUAAACCACUCAGGCCAUUUCUCUCACCCAAGAAAGCCUACUUCUCACUAUGGAGACCAAAAUACUUCACAGACACGAAGAACCCGUGCUCAUAAAAACAAGUAUUCUACCAAGUUUGAACCAAAGCAAGAUAAUAGUUACAAAAAGUCUCCUUACAGUAGGCCGAAACCUGAAGGUUAUUCAGCUAAUAAGACUCCUGAACCUGUUUCAAAAAGUUACCAAAAAUACUCUCCUGCAAGGCCAAACCAGGCUUGCCCUAUACCAGCUAAUAAAACCCUCAAAUUUUUCCAAAGGAAGAGUCAAAAUAUUCAACAAGACUUGAAUCCAAGUGGCUCACUAGUGUCUUUCAAAGCGAGUGAGAGCUCGAAACUAGCUUUCAUCAACGUUCAAGAUGGAAGGUUCACCAAGAACUUCGAGAGGAAAGAUCCUCCGGAAGUGCUGGACGUAAAUCCCAGCAUCUUUGGGCCUCCUAACCUAGAAGCUCUCAAGAGGCGAGUGCGCGACGAAAUCAGCUCCCUUAACACCCAUGACUUGUAAACGGGGCUGUAGAUGUUAUAAAAACUAAAUCAAUUGCAAUA
This is a messenger RNA of Moneuplotes crassus, 2349 nucleotides long. Lineage: Eukaryota; Ciliophora; Spirotrichea; Euplotida; Euplotidae. The record is from the annotation of a GenBank genome assembly.